This is a messenger RNA of Prorocentrum cordatum, 1713 nucleotides long. Lineage: Eukaryota; Dinophyceae; Prorocentrales; Prorocentraceae. The record is from the annotation of a GenBank genome assembly.
AUGCAGCUCUUGGUGACCGCGGUCGUCUUCGACAAAGCCGCUCUCUCGGGGGACCAUGUCGUACUCGACCCUCGGCUCUGCCACCACGGGGCGCUGCCUGGGCAGCAGGUCCAGUAUGUGCAGUACGUGCAGCCGGGGCAGCAGCCGGUCCAGCAGGUGCAGUACGUCCAGCAGCCGGUGCCGCAGGUCCAGUACGUGCAGCAGCCGGUCCAGCAGGCUGCGCCUCAGGUGCCCGUCUGCGUCACCUGGAGGAGCACGGGCUCCUGCACCUUCGGCGACUUCUGCCAGUACCGCCACGGGCCGGACCAGGCACGAAGAGUGUGGACCGUCCGCAGCAAGGGCUCCGAGUUCUACGCCAGCGUUGUGCAGGCCGACUCGUUCUGGAGGCGCGAGGCCGCCAUUUUCAUCGCCCAGGUGACUUGUUGGCGACUGUGCCGUGUUCGGCGCUCAUUCGUCAUGAGCCUCAAGGAUAUGACGAAUGCCUUUGGGAGCUCGGACUGGUCCGAAUUAGAGAUCACGAUUGCUCACUCCACCUCGGAGGCUAACCGCGCCCUCUGCCAGCAGCGGUACGAGGAUAGCAUGAUUGAAUUAACUGCUGAUGAGGGGCCCCUGUUGGUGAAGCCGUUCCAAGGUGGCGUCAUGGGGGGCCCCUUCACGGUGGCCGCGUUUUUAGGCACGUUCUCUCGGGCGACGCUUCAAUGGGCAUACCAGUGGAGCCGGUCCGACCCGAUGUCCCGCUUCUUGGUUUCGAAAUGGCUGAACUUCCAGAGUGACUUGAGUUUGUUGAAGUAUGCCGAUGACGUAAACAAAACAGUAGUGGCCUCCGACGAGAUGACCCUGGGGGACCUCUUUAGGAAGGUUCGUAAGAUGGACGAGGUUUUCGACUCGGUGAUGAAGCCGUUCGGGCACGUUCAGAAUCUCGGGAAGCAAGAGUUUUUGACGUAUUUCGCAUCCCAGGGGAAUCGAGCUCGACAGGUGGUUCGAAAGGGGAUCGAGGGCAUCCAGGGUAAAAUCAAAGACAGCGUGAGGAAGCGAGAUGGCGACACCACACCGCCGCCGAGCGCUGGAGCAGCAGGCAGCGGCGGCCAGCCGACGGGGGGCAGCGGCAACGAGCAUGCCAAGAAGGGCGACGGCGAAGGCAACAAGGACGUGGCGAAGGUCGUGGCGCAGGUCGUGCGCCUCCUGCUCACCGUGACGCGCGAGCUCGGGGACGCUGCCAGUGUCGUGUUCCUCAGGUGGGACAUCGCCCUCGACAGAGGGCUUCCAGCUUGCCUGUCCGCGGCGGGCAACAAGUACGACGAGCAGAGCAAGGACAUGAGGGCCACGCAGCAGGCGGGGGAAGAGCAGGACUUCAAGCGCAGGGGUCCCCCGCACCUCCAGAUUUUCGUAUCGGCAAUGCAGUAUUGUGCGACGCGGACUCCUACAGCGGGAUCUACGGAAGAGGUCGCGAAGCAACUGGCUCAGGACAGCAAGGAGUGGUGGCAGCAGUAUAUGAGCGAGGACAUCUCGCUGAAAGUGAUCGGCAGGGCGGUUCCGUAUUUUCGUUGCAAGCCGCUGAAGAAGGAGAACAGGGCGAUCAUCAUGAUGCGGACCGACUUCAACAAGGCGAUGGGCGUGGAGGCGUCGAGGAUCCUAGAGGCGGUGAUCGAGGCCGAGGGCGGGGAGUUUCUUCUAGCGUCCAAGUCGAGCACGAUCGGCUACGACGUACAGUGA